AUGUUCAAUCGUUUAAACAAGUUUCAAGCUGCCGUAGCUUUGGCCCUUUACUCCCAAAGUGCGUUGGGUCAAUCCUUUGGCAACAGCUCUUCCACUAUCACCUCUGCCUCUACCGCAAGUGCUUCCGCUACCGUCUCACUUUCUUCUAGUGACGGUACUGUUUAUUUGCCAUCUACUACAAUUUCUGGUGACCUUACAGUUACUGGUAAAGUGAUUGCAACAGAAGCAGUCGAAGUUGCAGCUGGUGGUAAACUGACCUUGCUUGAUGGUGAAAAGUACUCCUUCACAUCUGAUCUAAAGGUUGAUGGUGAAUUGAUCGUAGCAAAGUCUGAGGCUACUUACGAAGGUACCGCUUUCGACGUCUCAGGUGCAACUUUCGAAGUUUCUGGUAACUUCAGUGCCGAAGAAUCUGCUGCUACUUCUGCAUCCAUCUACUCCUUCACUCCUGGCUCUUUCGAUAGCACCGGUGACAUUUCUCUAAGCCUAUCAAAGGCUAAGAAGGGUGAAGUCACUUUCUCUCCAUACUCCAACGCUGGUGUUUUCUCUUUAUCAAACGCUAUUCUAAACGGUGGUUCCGUCUCAGGUCUGCAACGUAGAGACGACGACGAAGGAUCAAAGAACAAYGGUGAAAUAAAUCUAGACAACGGAAGUACUUACGUGAUUGUUGAACCUGUCUCUGGAAAUGGUACAGUUAACAUUAUCUCYGGUAACCUUUACUUGCACUACCCAGACACUUUCACCGGUCAAACUGUCAACUUUAAGGGAGAAGGUGUUCUAGCCGUUGACCCAACCGAAACCAACACCACCCCUAUUCCUGUYGUCGGCUACACUGGUAAGAACCAAAUUGCCAUUACCCAAGACGUCAGCGUCUCCUACAACAGCGAAACCGGUGUUUUAACUGCAACCAAGGGUAACGUCCAAUUCUCUUUCGCUAUCGGUACCGGCUUCUCCAGUUCUGGCUUCAGUGUCUCCGAAGGUCUCUUCGCAGAAGCUUAUGCUUACUUCCUAAACUACGAUGGUGUUAUCGCUUCUACCGGUGCUACAUCAUCUGUUUCUGCCACAUCCACCACCCCAUCAUCCUCCGCCUCUGGUUCAGCCACUUCAGCUAGUGUCUCCACCUCUGGUAAAUUCAACUCCACUUCUGUCUCUGACUCAGUUACCUACUCUGGUGCUUCAUCCACUGCCUCCGGUUCAGUUACCUACUCUGGUGCUUCAUCCACUGCUUCUGGUUCAGUUACCUACUCUGGUGCAUCAUCCGUUGCCUCCGGCUCGGUUACCUACUCUGCUCCAUCUUCAGAAACCGCAUCCGUCUACACCGAAACACUAACUUACGCAAAUGCCACAAGCACUGUCGUAGUUUCCUGUUCAAAGACAACUGACUCUAACGGCAAUAUCUACACUAUUACCAAAACCGUUCCAUGUUCUUCCACCACCAUCGCCACCAUCACUUCUUGUGAUGACAAUGGAUGCCAUGUUGUUCCAGCACCAACCUCCACUGGUGUCACUGCAACCACUGUUUCUUCAAAGUCUUACACUACCAUCACUGUCACUCACUGUGAUGACAACGGCUGCAAUGUUAAGACCGUCACUUCUGARGCUCCUAAGGAAACUUCAGUCACCACUGCCACUACCAUUGCUCCAAAAUCAUACACAACUGCCACUGUCACCCACUGUAACGACAACGGCUGUACCGUCAAGACUGUCACUUCUGAGGCUCCAAAAGCCACUACAGUAGUUACCAAGUCUGGCUCUCCAAUUUCUCCAGCUACAACUUCUCAAACCCACACUGGUAUCAUCGUUCAAUCUGAAGGUAUUGCUGCAGGCUUGAGAACCAAUGCUUUGAGCGCUUUGGUUGGUGCUUUUAUUUUUGCCUUUUUUUAA
This is a messenger RNA of Saccharomyces eubayanus, 1881 nucleotides long. RefSeq lists its product as uncharacterized. Bases 1 to 1881 code for a protein of 626 amino acids. The transcript has a single exon. Lineage: Eukaryota; Fungi; Ascomycota; Saccharomycetes; Saccharomycetales; Saccharomycetaceae. The record is from RefSeq and is a predicted model, not a curated record.